AUGCCUACUGCAGCCCAGGGGAGGGCGGGCCGCAGGUGUCGCAGCUCAACCUGCUGGGUGCACGCAUGGACGAGUUCGAGGGUCUGUGUGAUGAGAUAUACCAGAUCGUGGAGCACGCGUACGUGGGCAUUCGGCAAAGCGUCCUCGCGGAAGAGAUGGGCGCGCCUGACCUGGCCGCCAAGAUGCAGGACAAGGAGGCCUACCUGCAGGCCAUCGAGACCCUCAACGAACACCUUCAAACCACCGCCAAGCUGCGACACACCCUCCUCGCCGCCACUACCACCGCCACCGAGGACGGCGACGACAGUUCUUCCUCCACAAUGUCAUCAUGACCCACAAACAAGAAAUAAAAAUAAACAAUAA
Messenger RNA from Acanthamoeba castellanii str. Neff, 363 nucleotides. RefSeq lists its product as uncharacterized. Bases 1 to 363 code for a protein of 120 amino acids. NCBI's taxonomy places the organism in Eukaryota, Discosea, Longamoebia, Acanthamoebidae. The record is from RefSeq and is a predicted model, not a curated record. The transcript has 2 exons.